CAUAUUUUUUAGAGCGGAGUAAAUGAAUUCCACAUGACCUCUGCGAUAGACGUGGUUCCUAUUUAUAAAAAUGCGAAUCAUAUCUAGUAUUCUGGAUGAAGGAAAAGUAAGAUCACACACAUUUGAAAGUCUUUAUAAUGAGCUACAUAAAAAGUUUGACCCUGCUGAUUAUUUUAAAGUUGGAACAUUUUUGGUUGUACUACUUCAGCAAGAUCUUUUAAAGGAAGCUGAACAAAAAUUGGUCGCUAUUACCCUACUGCAUGAACUUUACAGGGGAGAACCAUUACCAAAUACCCCAUUUGCUAAUGUUUUCAUACAUCUUUUGCACCCUCCAGAACAUCAGAGUAGUGUAGGAGCACCAAAAUUGGAAUAUCCAGGCCAACUGCCUAGACUGUCUGCACCAGAAAAAUAUUUCCUAACACAAUUAUUAUCAGAUGUCCCAAAAGAUGCAAUCCUUAAAAAAACAGCAACACAAGUUGUCAAUGCAGAUGUAGGCAAUUUUCAAGCUGCUGAUUUUUCCAUGAUUGAAUUAUUAUUGGCAGAAAAACAAUCAGAACUGCCACAAACAUGCAAAACAGGCAUUCCUAUUAUACUGUCUUUGCCAGAAAAGACAAAUAAUUAUAGUGCAGACACAUUGGAGUAUGAAGUCUUAGUUAAAAAAAUCGCGUCUGGUGAAAAUGCAUACAUGAAUAAAGUUUACAGACCUGAAUUUGUAAUACUGGCACCUCCUUUGUUAGAUACACAAGAUGAACUUGUGUGGUUAAACCCUACAAAUCCUCAAGAACAUACCAUUGCUUAUGAUGUCACCAUGUGUGUACCUGAUACAGCUGGUCAGGAAGCCAGGCAAUUAAUGAAUAAAGCUUACAAAUCUGCACUCUCAAUUCAACAACAACAACAAUUGCUAGCUGAAUUGGAAAGUGAUUCUAAACUUGUGUACCAUAUUGGACUGACCCCAUCAAAGUUACCUGAACUGGUGGAAAACAAUCCACUGAUUGCAAUUGAAGUUUUAUUAAAAUUAAUGCAGUCCAAACAGAUCACAGAAUACUUCAGUGUCCUUGUGAACAUGGAAAUGUCACUACAUUCCAUGGAAGUAGUAAACAGACUUACAACAACAGUAGAUUUACCCACAGAAUUUGUACAUUUGUAUAUUUCAAACUGUAUAUCAACAUGUGAGACAAUCAAAGACAGGUACAUGCAAAAUAGGUUAGUCCGCCUAGUUUGUGUCUUCUUACAAUCACUAAUACGGAACAAAAUCAUCAAUGUGCAAGAAUUAUUCAUCGAAGUACAAGCGUUUUGCAUUGAAUUUAGCAGAAUUAGAGAAGCAGCCGCUUUGUUUAGGCUUCUCAAACAGUUAGAAUCUGGAGAUAUCGGACUGGUUUCAUCACCCACCAUCAACAGCAAAAGCAAACUAGAGGGAUGACUAUUUUGUAUGACAAAUUAAGAUUCACGCUUUGUUUUGAAUUUUUAAUGAAAUUGUAUGUUACAUCUCGGUAAAUCGCUUCGCAACUGAUUCAUAACCUUUUCUUUGUCUUUAACAUAUGGUAAAUUCACUAAAAUUAACUCCUCUAAAUGUCUUAACACAGUUAGAUAAAGCAAACCCUUCUCUGUUAUAUUCAUACAUUCACUAAUUCGUAGAGACCUUAACGAGUUUUCUAGCGGCGACAAACCUUUAAGAGCCUGAUUUUCCAAAUAACUACAUUUAUGAAAAUUAAUUUUUCUUAUGUGUUUACAUCCAACAAAAUGUUCAAAACCGUAAUGCAUUACGCUGGCUUCUGUAGCGUCAACUUCAAUGAUGUAUACUUUUGUUUCAUCACACGGUAACUUAUUAUAGUCUGUUAUAAAAUCGUACUCGUUGACCCAUUUGACGAAAGCCCCGUUCCUCAACAACCAUUCCGCACAAGUUCGAUCAGGUCCCACUUCCUUCCGUCUAUCUUCAUCUACUUGAUUGAAAACUUUAUUUAACCAAUUGUAAAAAGUCUGCCGUCGUAAGACAAGAGGCGUGUAAACAGUCUUUAUGUAAUUUUGAAGCAUAUUCAUAAAAGUGUACACUAUUUUCUUAUGUCAACGUUUCUCCUUUGGUGACCUUGAAAAAUGUAAAUAUCAAGAUUUGGACGUUCGAAUAAAUUCCGCCAGCUUACACAAGCUUCCAAGUAGUCAAUUUUUCUUUCCAAAGUUGUUAACUUUUCAUUCAACACUGCAAGUUUUGAUCGACAAGAUAGAUCUAAAAACAAAUAACUGUCAAAGUGAGUCAACAUUGCGUACUUACUUACCGAACGAGUUAAGGAAAUCGGUGAUUUUUUUUAUACUGACUGUAAUUACUUCAAUGUACUCCCUGUUUACCCAAUCUUGUUGUAUUGGUUUUGGCACUGUGUCUCCUCUUGGCGUUGCCAUUUCCAGAAAUAAACAAAGCACAUGAAAGUUCAAUGAAACGAGUUUUCAACGUUAAAAACAAUGAUACAUUCACGACUUUUUAACGCUGUCAAAA
Molecule: messenger RNA, 2485 nt
Organism: Zophobas morio
Lineage: Eukaryota; Metazoa; Arthropoda; Insecta; Coleoptera; Tenebrionidae
Gene: Not11
Product: CCR4-NOT transcription complex subunit 11
Exons: 8
Coding region: 71-1420 (449 amino acids)
Cellular component (GO): CCR4-NOT complex
Source: RefSeq, a predicted model, not a curated record